UUUAAUUAUUGCUGAAUUACUAGUGAAUUAUAAGCUGCUCGAUCUUAAUCAUGACUUCAGCACCGGUUCAUUCGGAGAUCAAGACACCAACUCCAUCCGUAUCAAUAAGCCCCAACGAUUGCCAAGUCCACGGACAAUCUGAGGCCCCUCAUCUCGACAGACUUCUCCAAAACCGCUCCAAAGCCGAACUUCAACGUCUCGCCGACGCCAUUGACAGCCUAACGCACGGCGAUCAAUGUGCCAAAUGCGCGGUUCAAGCCGCAGUCACAAUCAUGACCGGCUUUCUUCAGAAAUUAUAUACGGCUAAAAAGACCGGUAAAAUCUCUAAGGAGGAUAAGAAAGCGCUCAAAUCGGAAGUCAAGGGAUUGGUGAAAGGGAUAAAGGGGGAUGUCAAGGCUCGGAAGAAAGAGAUCAAGGGCCAGUAAAUGUUAUCUCUGGCUUCAUCGCUGCAGCUCUGAUGUAAUAACAAGGUUCAUGCUAGUUAGGAAAGAUUUAU
Messenger RNA from Fusarium oxysporum Fo47, 496 nucleotides. RefSeq lists its product as uncharacterized. The record is from RefSeq and is a predicted model, not a curated record. Lineage: Eukaryota; Fungi; Ascomycota; Sordariomycetes; Hypocreales; Nectriaceae. The transcript has a single exon. Bases 51 to 425 code for a protein of 124 amino acids.